Molecule: messenger RNA, 212 nt
Organism: Racocetra fulgida
Lineage: Eukaryota; Fungi; Glomeromycota; Glomeromycetes; Diversisporales; Gigasporaceae
Source: the annotation of a GenBank genome assembly
AAACUUGAAUACUUUCAUAUAUAUGAUGCAAAGCUUUUAUUCGAAGAUGAAGAAGAACCAUGGGAUGAAUACAGACCGCCGGAAUUGGAAUUAUUUAAUGCAACAGAAUUACUGGAAGAAUUGGGAUCAUGUAUACCAAUAACCAUGAGAACUAUUAAAGUUUGGAUGAAUUGGUUAAUUACGAUCGAAGAUAUUGAAGCAUUUGUUUCAAA